CCGACUGUUGCAAUACACAGGUUUAAUCCAAUGAAAGCGACCGUAGUGCAACAGAUGCACAUUACGUCACAGUAGAUGUUUCCAGUAAACGACAUAUCCCAGAAUGCACCGCGACUUCUGGUGACAUCCCCGCUAAGGCAUGCUAUCAUCUGUUCCCACCAGGCUACUUGCGCGAAGGUCGCGCAGCCUGUCACCGUGCAGUCGCGUGCUUAAAACCAGCGCUAGCGGUGCCACGUGCCAGGGAAUCCGCGAGACUCCCGCCGAGGUGAACCGUAACCCCAUCGUGUCCACCUCCCGGGUCUCCAGGAGGGGGAUUUUGGCUGAUGAGACCGCUGGAGCCAGUGUGAAGCCAGCGAUGCAGUACCACCAUCUCGCCCCUAGAUGGCUGUCCAACCUGGAGAAUCGCCGCAGCUCCUGGGCGGCUCUGGCCAGCAGAGGGCGUAACAAUAACCAGUACUGGGAGGAGAGCAGCGGGGGCGAGGGCCGGGGAACAGGUGGAGGACCCUUGCGGGCAGGAGUGGCCUCUGCCGGGGUGCUCUCUGCUGCGGCCGUGGCCUUCUGUCUGAAGAGAGACACUGAUAACAAAGGUGAUGCUCUUCUGGAGGCAGCAAGGACCAAUAACGCCCAGGAUGUGACCAGGCUGGUAAAAGAGGGGGUGGAUCCAAAUCACCGUCACCGUCUCGGCUGGACCGCUCUCAUGGUGGCUGCUAUGAAUCGACAGCACAGCGCGGUGAAGGUCCUGCUUGAAGCCGGUGCCGAUCCAAAUGCCGGCGAUCAUUUCAACAACGUUUACGACACAUCACGGGAGAAAGGCAUCCACUCGCUGGAAGUCCUGGUGUCCAGAGAGGAUGAGUUCAGCAGCAGGCUCAGCAGCAGGGCUGGUUUCCGUGAUUGCACAGCGCUUCACUACGCCACACUGGCUGAUGACCCACGCACUGUCCGCAUGCUGCUUGAGGCUGGUGCCAACCCCCUGCAGACCAAUGGUUUGGGACACACAGCACAGGCCUAUGCUAAGGAGGGAGAAGUGAGCACAUUGCUGAAGGAGUGGGAGGGCAAGUUCCUGGAGUUACAGGCUCGGCGAGAGGCAGAGGAAAGGAGGAGGUUCCCCCUGGAGAGGAGGCUGAAGGAGCACAUCAUUGGACAGGAAGGGGCCAUCAAUACGGUGGCUUCAGCCAUCAGGAGAAAGGAGAACGGGUGGUAUGAUGAAGAGCAUCCUCUCGUAUUCCUCUUCCUUGGCUCAUCAGGAAUUGGAAAGACGGAGUUGGCCAAACAGGUGGCUCGUUACAUGCACAAGGACAUUAAAAAGGGUUUCAUCCGUAUGGACAUGUCCGAGUUCCAGGAAAAACACGAGGUGGCAAAGUUUAUUGGCUCCCCACCAGGAUACGUGGGACAUGAAGAAGGCGGUCAGCUGACCAAGCUGUUGAGGGCGUGUCCCAAUGCCGUUGUCUUGUUUGAUGAAGUGGAUAAGGCCCACCCCGAUGUCCUCACUAUCAUGCUGCAGCUCUUUGAUGAGGGUCGUCUUACAGACGGUAAAGGAAAGACCAUUGAAUGUAAAGACGCCAUCUUCAUCAUGACGUCGAAUGUCGCAAGUGACGAGAUAGCCCAGCAUGCACUGCAGCUCCGUCAAGAAGCUGAGCGGGUCAGCCGCAGGAAGCUAGCCGAUAACCUCGAUGAUGUGCAGAAAAGUGAUGACAUUAAAAUCUCCAGACAGUUUAAAGAAACUGUGAUUCGACCAAUCCUGAAGGCUCAUUUCCGGAGGGACGAGUUUCUCGGUCGUAUCAAUGAAAUUGUGUAUUUCCUGCCAUUCUGUCACUCAGAGCUGCUACAGCUGGUCAGCAAAGAGCUCAGCUUCUGGGCCAAAAAGGCUAAGCAGCGGCAUGAUAUCACUCUUCAGUGGGAUCGCCCAGUUCUGGACCUGUUAGCGGGCGGGUAUAACAUGCAUUAUGGAGCACGUUCCAUCAAGCAUGAGGUUGAGAGGAGAGUCGUCAACCAGUUAGCUGCAGCGUACGAGCAGGAGCUGCUGCCCAAGGGCUGCACGCUGCGUCUGUCUGUCCAAUCAGAGGGCCAGAGAGAGCGGGGCACACCCAGCCUGCGCCUCGAGGUGGUAGGAGAGGACAGCUCAUCAAGAACACUGGACAUCCGUCCACCACUCAGCCCUGAACACUAACAACAAAGUGUUAUAAGUUCAAGCAUAUAUAUCCCCAUAUCUCCACUUGGAUCAUCAUCAUCAUCAUCAUCCACUGUCAGGAAGAUGGGUAGUUCUUGAUGGAUAUUCCAAUAAAAGUACCUCUGAUAAACACAACAUCACUGCCUCUGAUUCAGCACUCACAUGCAGUAAUUAUAUAUAAAGCGUUUACAUAAUAUUUGCCAGUGAUCUGCUGUAUAAUCAACAAAGUUUGUGCGGUAGAUUUAAACAUUCAGAGUAGUGGACAGUCUCAUUUGCUGACCAUGAAACGUAUUGUUUCACUGGCCGUCAUAUUAGCUGGGUGGAAGCUUGUCUGCAUUAUAUUUGUGUGAGACUGAUCGCAUUAGCUGCUACAUACUGAUAACUUCAUAGUGUAGAACAAUGAAAAGCUAAAACAUUUAGAGAUAUUUUAUGACUGUGACUAGAAAAGUGGCUUUAAGUUCCUGACUUUAAGAGGAUCAGUGGCAGUUACGGAGCCUGUUAAGCUGAAGCAGAGUGGGCAGGAAUGAAGAAUUAUGUACACAGAAAGAAUUAAAUUGACAUAUUUGUAACUGGUAUUUCAACUUCAUUUUUUUCCCCCUUCAUUUCUCGUAAAGUUGCAUCAAUAACAGCCACUUCCUCAUUUUGCUGUGAAAGGAAAAAUGUAUAACCAAAGAUAGUUUGACCAUAUAUAUUUUAGCACAUUUCACUUAGUGUGGAGAAACUCACACCAGCAGAGCUACACUGACAAAUAUGUAAACACAACCUGCUUAUUCUUUUUAGUAAAGAAUGUGUUAGUGAAGAAAGUGCAUUUGAAUUAUGGUUGCUAUAACUGCCUUGUAAAUAGUUUCUGUUGAUGCAUGUUAAUGUAGAGAAGUCUAUCACAACCGCGAGAGACCUCGGCUGCUUUACAGUUUGUGUCUCUCUGACAUUAAGAGAAAUUUAGUCAUAAAGAAAAAAUAUUCAAAGUGUUGCAUCAUAAAUGUUUGAACAGCACGCUGCCAAGGCACCAAGUGUAAUCAAGCAACAUCUGUCAUUCCUGUUGCCCAACCUCCACCAUGUAAAUAAAGUCA
Messenger RNA from Archocentrus centrarchus (flier cichlid), 3237 nucleotides. It is a transcript of the gene clpb, whose product is annotated as ClpB family mitochondrial disaggregase. Gene Ontology annotation, cellular component: cytoplasm; mitochondrion. NCBI's taxonomy places the organism in Eukaryota, Metazoa, Chordata, Actinopteri, Cichliformes, Cichlidae. The transcript has 17 exons. The record is from RefSeq and is a predicted model, not a curated record. Bases 140 to 2167 code for a protein of 675 amino acids. Gene Ontology annotation, molecular function: protein binding; ATP hydrolysis activity; ATP binding. Gene Ontology annotation, biological process: cellular response to heat.